AUGAAUAUUCAGCUCUUAUCGCGAAUUGAAACACGACCUCAAAGUGAAUUACGGCAUCUGUUUGAUUUGCUCAAUGAACUUCUGUGCCUCGUGGAUCCACUUCAGACCGCACGGAUUGCUGCCGUGAUGCAUGGUUUGGUCAAUCGUCCUAGUGUUGGAUCAGAUGCUCACGGCUGGUGUCCAAGGCCUAACGUGGAUCCACAUUUGUGGGCUUGGAGCAUGAAAGAACUGGAUUCGUCGCUUCAUGCUAUGACAAUACUUGACGAAAAGAGGGAAGAGCCCGAGCUUCUCACCGUCCAGACAUCCGAUUCCGGUGACGCAUCUGAUGGGGCCACGACUGAAGUAGAGGAAGUGCCACCUGCAUGGCCGGCUAUGCCAAAAGGGCUAUUAGAGUUGAUCACAACUGAGGCCUAUCGAGACUCACGGCGUGCGUAUCAGUGCAUGAAGUUUAUUGUUCACUUGUCCUCGAAAACCGAUGCAGUCGUGUCUUAUCUGUCAGGUUUUCCUGAUAGAUGGGAACCGGCAGUCAAGUGGCUUGAGAAUCUGAUGGAAUCUUCCGAUGAAAUCGGUCCCACUCGAGUCACAGGCGCAUCCUGUACAGCAAACUUGAAGCGCAUGGACGGUUCGUUUAAUCGUCUUGGCGGAGAUGAAGCAGACAGUGGUGCUCUGUAUAUGGUUCUCCCGUCUGGCAGCGCUGUGCCAGAAUCCGGGCGUCGAGUACUGCACUUGACGGAUGCGUCUAACGAGUCUGAGGAGAAUAGUACCGGAUUUCAGAGAACGGUUUCUGCGCAAACCACUUUGCGCGAAGCGACGCGCAUUUUGUUCACAAUGCCUCGUAUGCGUCCGGAACCGACUGGUCUGUCAGCUCUACCUGCUGUCACGCACAGUGCUCAUCAAGAAGGGGAUGAAGAGGAAGAAGACGAAUAUGAACGUAGGAAAAAUACAUCCCUAUUUUACAAACUUUAG
Molecule: messenger RNA, 966 nt
Organism: Echinostoma caproni
Lineage: Eukaryota; Metazoa; Platyhelminthes; Trematoda; Plagiorchiida; Echinostomatidae
Source: the annotation of a GenBank genome assembly